UUGAAUUCAGUCUUAGAUUUGUCUUCCAAGGGGGAAGUCGUGAUAUAGAGCGCUCCCUGUCUUUUUUCGCUCAAAGAGCAUAUUUGCUCCAUCCUGUUAAGUAAUGGCUAAGGGAGAGGAUAGGAUUGUUAGACAUCUCUCUUUUAGAAAAAUCUUGGAGCACAGCUUUAAGCAAAAGUUGACCAGGAGGCGUAGUACAGGAAGCUGGAAAGAGGAGGAAGUAAGAAUAUCUACUCCUGAACCCUGUCCUAGGCUCCAGGUGGACCUCACACCACAGCUCCAGGACGGAGUAGAUCUAGGUCCGGAGUUUGUUUUCGGAGAACUGGUGUUUGGAUUGAGAGAAGAGAAGAGAAGGAUGAAUAAGGACGUGGAGCAGAAUGACGGGUUCAGCGAUGUAUCCCAUGACUCAGGGGUUAAUAUUGACCAGGAGCUCUCACUGCUUAGCCAGGACCAGGAUUUCGUCCUUUCAAGUCCAACCCCUGAUUCGUCCUCGCUCCUGGAUCAGAUGGACGAUACAGGAUACAAUUUAUCUACUGAGGACGAGUAUGGAUCAAGUGAUUUCUCUGAUCAGGACGAUUUUAACGAUCAUUUUGUCAGUUACAAAUUUGAGGACUAUCCGGAAUCUGUUUUCUGUGAUUUUGAGGACGAACCACCCCAGACAGAGACAACUCGUCGACGAUCGUCUGUUCGCAACCCGUCCGAGAUAUAUAUAGAGAAGGCUUGUGAUUGUAAUUAUAAAGAUUCUGUUGUCCGUCGAUCAAACUCAAUCAAGUCAAGAUUAUGACAAGUGUUUAAAAUAGUGCCAAUUCUUGCGGUAAAAACUUGUGCAACUACAAGCGUGUAAAAUUAUACCACUACUCAAUACUCAUCUCAUCUUAGACAUUCGAGUUUCUAUUAUGAAAAGUACCAUUCGAAAGCUACCAAAAAUAUGAGAAGAAAAAGCACGAAGAAAACUGAAGAAAAAACUUGUAUAAAACUAUUACUUUGUCACGGGCCUUGUGCCUUUAGAUUUUUUAAAUUAUGUUUCUUCAAUAAAUAAAUGUUCCUAUA
Molecule: messenger RNA, 1050 nt
Organism: Eurytemora carolleeae
Lineage: Eukaryota; Metazoa; Arthropoda; Copepoda; Calanoida; Temoridae
Exons: 2
Coding region: 104-784 (226 amino acids)
Source: RefSeq, a predicted model, not a curated record